UAUGUUGGUUAAGAUAACUUCGCGACAACGUCUAUUUCGUUGGAUUUAUAUUUGGUAGUUCAAUCAAGAUGUCGGUUCUUCACAAGCCGAGGUUGUAUCAUUUAGAGCAAGGAUCGAACGGAUACGGGUUUCAUUUGCAUGGGGAAAAAGGAAAAGUUGGUCAAAAAAUCCGUAAAGUAGAACCCGGUAGCCCAGCCGAAGUAGCGGGGUUGCGUGUGGGUGAUUGUGUCGUUGCCGUGAAUGGGUGGAACGUUGAAAACGAAAGUCACCAAGAGAUAGUUGCACGAAUAAAGGAACGAGCGGGAGAAACUGACUUGUUGGUCGUCGAUGAAGAAGCGAACCAAUAUUUCAAGCAAAACAGCAUUGACAUCACGGAAGGUUUGAUUGGUAACGAAGACACCGUGCAACAAGAACAAAUUAUUAAAAAGGUUGAUGGUCCUCGGCCUCGGUUGUGUAAAUUGACUCGAUCGGACCAGGGGUUCGGGUUUAAUUUGCACAGCGAGAAGGGAAAGCAAGGUCGUUUCAUUCGCUCGGUGGAUGAAGGGGGGGCGGCGGAUCGCGCUGGGUUGCUUGCGGGGGAUCGAAUUAUUGAGAUAAAUGGAGUAAACAUGGAGUACGAGCGACAUGCAUCAUUGGUUGCGGCAAUCAAGGAGUCCGGUACCGAUGUUGAGCUACUUGUCGUUGACGAUCAAACCGACCGAUUUUUCAAGUUAUGUGAUGUAACGCCAUCAAGUGUUCAUGUUGAAGGUGCGUUGCCCCAACCACCGACACCAGUUGUGACAUCACAAUCCACGCCUCCUCCGACCACGCCCCUCGCACCCCAACCUAACGGGGAUUCCCCUGCUGAUAUACUUAACAUGGACUUAACUACAUUGAAAAGCAAGGCUCGGUCGAGUAAAAAGAAGGCAGCUCCGUCAAGUAAUUGGAACAACCGACAAUCUAUCUUCAACAAUCUGUAACCAACUUCCUCCCCCAUACUUCUUCAAUAAUCGAUCAUUUUAUAAUUUUUUAACUAAGUUGAGAACUGUUGGUACAUCAAUGUCGAUAUGAACUAAGUAUUCGUAGAUUUGUAUAUAUUGCAUUUUAAUCGCUGGUACCAUGAGGUGCUCACUGUACAUUCCUAAUCAAGGUAGUUGUAAUUCACUGUCAUUGUUCUCACUGUAAUAAUAAACUGUAGAAUCAUCAA
Molecule: messenger RNA, 1186 nt
Organism: Ciona intestinalis (vase tunicate)
Lineage: Eukaryota; Metazoa; Chordata; Ascidiacea; Phlebobranchia; Cionidae
Source: RefSeq, a predicted model, not a curated record